Molecule: messenger RNA, 1881 nt
Organism: Malassezia vespertilionis
Lineage: Eukaryota; Fungi; Basidiomycota; Malasseziomycetes; Malasseziales; Malasseziaceae
Gene: NDC80
Product: kinetochore-associated Ndc80 complex subunit ndc80
Exons: 1
Coding region: 1-1881 (626 amino acids)
Biological process (GO): attachment of mitotic spindle microtubules to kinetochore
Cellular component (GO): Ndc80 complex
Source: RefSeq, a predicted model, not a curated record
AUGUCGCAGCCACGGCGAAUGACGCUGGCGUCGCUGGACACAAACAAGCGGGCGCCGGCGGCUAAGCCGCAGAAGGGCGCACCGCCGGUGACAGGCUUGCGCGCGCGACCGUCGCUUGUAGUGCGCCCUUCCGCUGCGCCGGCGAGCCAGUCACCACGGCGCCUUGACGCAGGGCCGCGGCUUUCCAAUGCGCGGAUGAGUCUGGCGCCAGGACAUCGGCGCUCGAUGGGCAUGGCUAUGGGACGCAUGUCUCUGGCACCUGGCGGGCUUGCCCUAGCCGCAAGUGCGCCUCCGAUCAAGGAUACGCGGCUGCGUGUGAAGAAUGUGCGUGCGCUUAUGGAGGCGAAUGUGACUUCUUUUAUCGAGCACACGGGCUUCAGUAUGCCUGGAUGGAAUCCGAGACUUGUGCAUGAGCCGACGCAAUCUGCAUUUGCUGCCAUGUUCAAGCAUAUCUACCGCGAAUGCAUCGAUGAUAGCUACCAGAUGGGCGCGGAAGGAAAAAAGUUUGAGGACGAGGUCAUGCUUUUGCUUAAGGAAAUGCGCUAUCCUUUUAUCGACGAACUCACCAAGACGAAGCUGACCGCGGCAGGGAGCCAGCAGAACUGGCCAGCAUGCCUGGCGAUGCUCGACUGGGUGGUCCGCCUCGGGACACAAUGUGCCCAGGUUGGAAGUGGGCCUUUGGAGCGCGAGGACGAGAAUGAGCUGCACGCACUCUUCUUUCCGUUCCUCUGGAAAUGCUACGAGAAGUUUUGGGAUAACCAGGACGAGUACCCAGAAGAGACGGCGGCACUCGAGCGUGCAUUCCUGGACAAGAAUGCCGAGCUCGGCGCCUCGGUUGAGGCACUGCAGGAGGCCAAAGCCAGCGUCGACGAAGAGCUCGCUGCGCUCACCGCCAAGGCGUCGCCGCUCGAGCGGGAGCAGCACGAGAACCAGGUGCUGCGCGGCGAUAUUAUUAAGUUUACCAAGUACCACGACGAGAUCCUCGUCCCGAAGCUCGAAAAGAGCCGGCGCACGAAUCAGCGGCUGCACGCUGCACUUGACGAGCACCGCGCAGAGCUUAAAGAGAAGGAGAAGGAGCGUGCGCGGCGGCAGUCGCUGGUAUGUGCGCAGGAUAUCUCUGGCGACGAGUUUGAUAGGAUGAUUGGCGAGCGCGAAUGGCUCGCCCAGGAGCUCGAGCAGCUCGCACAACAGAACAAGGACGCGGUCGAGCAGUGCUGGAAGGUGGAGCUGCACCUCACUAAGCUGCACGCCGAGGUCGAGAAGCGGCUCAAGACGUUUGCGCCGCUUGCGCAGCGCGUCCACUUGUUUCCGCUGCACCUCUCGGGCAGGACACAGCUCGAUGCGCUCGAGCUUGUGCCGAGCAAUCCAGCGACGAUGCUGCCGCCAGGGCUUGAUAUCCGCCGCGACGUGCGCCCGAAAAUCGAUGCACUGCGCGCACGCGAAACUGCGCGGUUCCGGGCCCUCUCCGAGGAGCGUGCUGCUUGCCAAGAGGCACUUGACCAGCUUUUUGAGGCGCUCGAGCGUUUGCGCAGAGCGUGCCGUGCUGCAGUGACGCGCAUGGACGCACUGCGCGACCAGAUCGACCAGGUAGGCCGGAUCACAAACGAAGAGGAAGAUGCUGCUAGCGCCGAGCAUCUACGUCAAGAAGAGCUUGUGCGUACGAUCGAGCACUCGAGUCAAAUGGCGCUCCAGCAGGCGGACGCACGCCUCGCAGCCGCGCAAUUGCAGCUGCAAGAAGGGCUCGAGUCGUCAGAAGCAGAGCGUGCAGCGAUGCACGACGAGAUGUGCAAUGCACUGCACACGCUACUCGACCUCAAAGUCCGCAUUUCCGAGGGUCUCGAUACCAUUGACGAUGCAGUGCAUGGAGCGCUGCACGCAUAG